Messenger RNA from Cottoperca gobio, 2034 nucleotides. RefSeq names its product meiotic nuclear divisions 1 homolog (S. cerevisiae) (gene mnd1). Gene Ontology annotation, biological process: reciprocal meiotic recombination. Gene Ontology annotation, cellular component: nucleus. Bases 156 to 773 code for a protein of 205 amino acids. Gene Ontology annotation, molecular function: double-stranded DNA binding. Lineage: Eukaryota; Metazoa; Chordata; Actinopteri; Perciformes; Bovichtidae. The transcript has 8 exons. The record is from RefSeq and is a predicted model, not a curated record.
AUUUGGAGUUUACGAGGAGCAGUGAAGGCAGCAGAAGCCCCGUGACAGCCUUCCGCGGGAAAUUCAGUACUGGGAAACAUAGUAGCGCCAUAUAACCUCUAUUAACGCAAAUAAUUACUGUCAGUGGACGUUGCUGGUACAAUCAACUUAACGAAAUGUCAAAGAAGAAAGGACUGAGUUUGGAGGAGAAGAGAAGUCGCAUGAUGGAGAUUUUCUUUGAAACGAAAGAUGUGUUUCAGCUGAAGGACAUUGAGAAGAUCGCCCCGAAGACAAAGGGCAUAACGCCCAUGAGUGUGAAGGACGUGUUGCAGAGCCUGGUGGACGACAACAUGGUGGACUGUGAAAGAGUGGGUACGUCCAACUACUACUGGGCCUUUCCCAGCAAGGCCCUGCACGCUCGCAAGCACAAACUGGAGGAGCUGCAAAACCAGAUUUCUGAAGCAAAGCAGCGCAAAGUGUCUGUGCAGAAAGCGAUUGAAAAAGCCAAAGUAGGACGUCACGAUACCAAGGAGAGAAGCUCUCUGCUGACGGAGUUGCAGGCUCUGAGGGAGGAGCGGACUCAGCUGCAGGCCGAGUUGGAGAAGUACAGAGAAUGUGACCCCGAGGUGGUUGAGGAGAUGAGAAAGUCAAAUGUUGUAGCAAAAGAAGCCGUUUCCAGGUGGACAGACAAUGUUUUUGCCAUCAAGUCAUGGACGAAGAAGAAGUUCAACUUUGACGACAGCCGCAUUAAUAAAGCCUUCGGGAUCCCCGAGGAGUUUGACUACAUGGAAUGACUGCCAGAGUUCAUGAUCACAAUAAGGGAACAAUGUGUGUAAAGCUUCAGUUUGAAGCCAGUAGACCUGGUCUCAGCAGUUCCAGUUUAUGUUCUGUGUAUGAGCCUGGGGUGGGCUCUGAAUAAGGGUGGAUAUCAGUAACUUUGCUGUGGCAGAUGGACUUUAUCAGCCGAUAUGUUGCUUUGGUGAAACCAGAGAAGAGCAGCACCAAACAUUAGUGGCUGUGUGUGGAGAGAGGGGGUUCUGUGAUGAACACAAGCCAGCACCCUGACUGUUGGGACACCUGUUUGCAUGAAAACUGAGAGCCCCAAGUUGAUGAUGGAAAGGAAUCAACACUUAACACAUCUGUGUAGCCAAUGAUCUAAUUCAUAUGUUUUAAACAGAUGGUUUGAAAUCAAAUGCUUGUACACCCAGUCCUCUUCACACAAAGUGCACUGGGACUGAUGUUGGGAAAUGUUUAGGAUAUGUUCUGUGUACAAGUGCUGUUAAUAUUUAAAGUACAUUUACUUUUUUGCAGAACCUCUUCUCUCGUCCUGCAAAUAAAAUGUCCCUUUGAGUUUUACAAGUUGUUUUCUGCAGUUGUAUUCAUUGCAGAACUGUGUGCGCAGUGUGCAAAUGUAUUAACGCCAGGCUUAAUACAUGUGUUUCUUCCUUUCUGUAGAAAUUGCCACUUAAACAUUGAAAAGCACAACAUUGUUUUCCAGAGCUGCACACUCACUUUGUGUAUGACCAAAAAAGGAAACGUGUUGUCAUGACAUGUCUAGAUGACUGCUGCUCUGCUUAUUUCCUCCCUUUUCCGUCUGUCAAACUAGAUGCAAAACAGGUAGUUGUCAGUUCUGUGUUUACUCAAGACGAAACCAAUGUGUCUGGGUUUGUUGAUUUAAAUUUAAAAUGUGCUUGUCUUGUCUUACUCCUCAGUUUUCUUUACAGCAGAUGAAUGCAAACAUGUUUUCUGUUGAUUCGUGACUUUUUAUUUAUAAUGUUGCUUAAUACAAGUUAUUCUUCAUUUGUAAGCCAUUAAAGAAGAACAUGUUAGUAGUACGAGACAAAUGUUAUGUGAAAUAUAUGUAUCCUUGCAAACACUGCAUCCUACUGAUUGUCAGUUUCCUGUUGCUUCUUAAUGACAUGACGUUAUUGUUACUGAUAAGGAUAAUCUACUGCUAAACAAAGGGCAGCUGCAAAUGUCUCUUCUUACAUGUCGUGUAUUUAUUACCCUGGUGACUAAAAUAUAUAUAUAUAUAUUCUAAACGCUCAGCUGCAG